AACAAAGUCUGCUAUUCAAGCACUUCUCAAAAAUCUUCCCAAAUACAUUGAUAACUGAAAUAGGUCUAUAAUUGAACAUAUUGUCUUUACUUCCAGAUAAAAUAUUGGUAUCACUAUGCUUUCUUUAAAUUGGCGAGGAAUUACUGAGGAUCUCAAACAGAGGUUGAUAAUAUUACAAACUAUUUGCUGUAACUAUGUUAUCCACUGGAGUUAGAAACAUAGAGUGAGCAAUGUUCACGACAUGAAGAUCUGAUGUAUCAAGACUUGAGUUUUGAUCAAUCUGUUAUUUGCUUACCUAUAUCAAUAAAAUAUUAGUUACCUCAUUAAUAACAUCUUAGCUUUUGCUAUAGUUAUUACCUGCUAAAAUGAAUUUUUGUGUGUAAUAUUGAUUUUUAGAGAUCUUAAGAUU
Acanthoscelides obtectus is the source of this 409-nucleotide messenger RNA. The record is from the annotation of a GenBank genome assembly. NCBI's taxonomy places the organism in Eukaryota, Metazoa, Arthropoda, Insecta, Coleoptera, Chrysomelidae.